Molecule: messenger RNA, 1783 nt
Organism: Misgurnus anguillicaudatus (oriental weatherfish)
Lineage: Eukaryota; Metazoa; Chordata; Actinopteri; Cypriniformes; Cobitidae
Product: C3a anaphylatoxin chemotactic receptor-like
Biological process (GO): complement receptor mediated signaling pathway; phospholipase C-activating G protein-coupled receptor signaling pathway; positive regulation of cytosolic calcium ion concentration
Cellular component (GO): plasma membrane
Molecular function (GO): G protein-coupled receptor activity; complement receptor activity
Source: RefSeq, a predicted model, not a curated record
GGAAAAUUACAGAGACGUUGUGGGCAUUGACAACAUCUACCAGCAGACACACAGUAGAAAAUAAAGACAAAGAAAAUGGUGGACACAACUAUUGGGACAUCAAAAUCUGACAGAAGUCCGAAGAGCUUAACAAACAUUGAAAUCUUUGAGAUAUGCAUAUAUUUUGUCAUCAUAGUCGUAGGUGUCAUUGGAAAUGGACUUGUCAUCUUUGUGACCGGCUACAAAAUUAAGAAGACAGUAAACUCCAUUUGGUUUCUAAACUUGGCGAUUGCAGACUUCUUUUUUAUUAUGUUCUUGGUGUACACAAUUGUUGUUGCCUUUGACAACAACAUACUUUUGAAUUUGAACAAACACAUGAAUGCAUGUUUGUAUUUUGGUUUUGCACUAAAUAUGUCUGCAAGUGUUUUCUUUCUGACAGUUAUCAGUGUGGAUCGAUGUCUGUGCACAUGGUUUGUUGUUUGGGUUCAGAACAAACGAACUUUAGUCAAAGCCAAAAACAUCAGUGUAUUUGUGUGGUUUUUAUCCAUCUACUACAGCAUCCCUUUUGGCUUUGUUGAUUAUGUACAUGAUGCUGAAAAUGUCAUCAAUGUCUAUAUGUCUCUGUUCACAUUUAUGUUUAUUAUGGGAUUUGUAAUUCCCUUUAUAAUCAUUGUAUCUUCAUACAUAGCUAUUGGUGUGCGGGUAAAACGUCUCAAAACAGGAAAGCAGCUUCGGCCUUUCCGGAUCAUAUCUGUGAUUCUGGCUUUUUUCAUAUGCUGGUUUCCUUUGCAUGUUCAGCAAUUGUGUUUAAUAACUGCAUAUAAGUAUAACUGGAGUGCCAGUGCUUUUGAGAAAAUUUAUGCUGCAGGACCUUUUGUUUUUUGCCUGAUUUUUCUUAAUAGUUGUGUGAACCCUGUUCUCUAUGUGUUCAUGUGUGACGAGUAUAAGAAGAAACUUAAAAAGUCUUUCCUGCUGGUGUUUGAGGGGGCUUUUAUUGAGGAGCAAAUUUUGGCUUUGAGAUCAACUCCACUCCCUCAAAACUCUCAAUGUCUGCAGGUAGUAAGUAUACAGACAUAAGAAACAACCAUCUGAUCUUUUGCUGACAGGAAAGAGAACUUUUUAGCGUCAGUCUUUAGAUGAUUGGAGAUAUACAUUUGUAAUUUAGAAAUAAAGAUUUCUCAAGUACUCCUCCAUUCUCCUGUGUUUAGACAAACAGAAAGUCUCACUCCAAAUUCUUGCCAACAGCUCAAUGUAUCGAUGAAGAGGAAGUGAAGAAUCAAUCUACAAAUCUCUUACUUAGGUUAAAUUUAACUCUCUCACAAAAUGUUUAUCUUUUUGUUUUGUUAUGCACAAUUAUAUGUUGUAACAUUAUUAGUGCAAAUCUUUCUUUUUUUUAUCUUAUCUUGUAACUAUCUAAGCUUAUCUAAAUCUAUAAGCUUAUAGCAAAAAAACUGUUUAUUUCCUGUUUAGAACAUUUUGCAACAUUUCUCAAUAUAAAGGUCAUUUUAUGCUAAAUUGUGUCUUUUUCUUAUUUAAACCUCUAUUUUCACUGUGAUAAAAACAGAUCAAAUAUAUCAGGUUGCACAUAACAGUUACAGAUACGUGUAGUUAUUUAUAAUACUGAACUUAAUGUCCAAAUGCAGUUACACCCCUUACAGUUUUAGGUACAAUAUAGAUGAUGUAUAAAAUGCAUAAUUAGCCAAAAACUAAUGUGGGGUUAGUAACACGGACUGUUUAGAUUGUUGCACAGGAUUGAGCGAGUUGGUUUUUGCGUUUUUUUUUUCAUGCUGCCAAAAGACAGUCU